Molecule: messenger RNA, 576 nt
Organism: Cladocopium goreaui
Lineage: Eukaryota; Dinophyceae; Suessiales; Symbiodiniaceae
Source: the annotation of a GenBank genome assembly
GAACAUUUGCAAAGCCUUCCCGACUGGUUUCGCGGCGGCACGAAGAAGAUGGAAAUCCAGCGCGGUGUUCUCCUAGAGUCCUUCACAGAAGGCCCUACGGGCGUGCAAUGCGUUUUGAAAACCGCAGCCUCUGGUGGCCUUGAGACGGUGAGUUGUAAGUUUCUGGUGGGCUGCGACGGUGGACAUUCAAAAGUGAGGAAGACGCUGGGCUUCUCCUUCGAAGGCAGCACCACGCCGGAGUAUUUCUUCGGUUUGGAUGCUUGUUUCGAGAACUUUGCGAUGAACGACAAAGAUGUCGCGUCCGUGUCCCUGACGCAAGAUCAGGACCCACUGACGCCAGGCUUCGCCUUCAACAUCCCCUUCGGGGAUGGCAACUGCCUGCUGCUGCUCGAAUUGGUGACUGAGACUGGGCAGAUGGUGCGGCAAAGUCACGGAUCUUUCUACAUCGGAUGGAAGACAGCGGAGGUGGAGGAAGAGUACCGCACGCUGAAGAAUCAGCAUACAGAUGACCAGACGCUGAAGCGCAAACGGGAGCAGGCCGCAGAGAAUUUGAGUGGCUUGAACUGGGCUUUCUAG